AAACUUUUGUAGUGAUACUUGGCACUUGGUUUUAUAAUCUACAUUAUGUUUGUGUGUGUGCUUUUAGUGGUAGUAAUACUUUUGUUGUUGAGCAGUGUGCGGCGGAGGCGGGAUAUGUUGAAACUUUACGAGCAGAUCGGUUCGGGAAUCAAAACCUUGCCUAUCAUUGGCCACAGUUAUUUGUUUCUUGGAGGAGAUGAAAAUAGAAUGAGAGCAUUUCAAAUACUGGGACGCGAUGCCUUCAACAGAGAUGGUAUGACCAGCGUCUGGCAUGCUAACCGUUUUUUCACUGUUGUAGCAGAUCCAAUAAUUGCAGACGUGAUUUUAAAAAGUUGUCUUGAAAAAGACGAUAUCAUGAAACUGGCACAACUGCUCACUGACAACGGAAGCAUUUUUGCGGCAGUUUCCAUUUGGCGUCCACGUCGAAAGAUCCUGGCUUCUCACUUUAAUACCAAGAUUUUGAAUGACUUCGUCUCUGUAUUUUCAAAACAGAGUGAGAUCUUGAUUACAAAAUUGAAAGAAACCCUUGAUCGUGGAUCAUUCUCCGUUUGGAAUUACUUUACGACUUACACCAUGGAUGCUGUGUGUGAGACCUCGUUAGGAGUGCAAGUAAAGUCUCAGCACAACCCAGACCAGCCAUUUCUGAAAGCAUUCGAAGAAUGUUGUGACCUGGGUUCGGCCAGAAUGGUCCAACCCUGGCUCCACAGCAUGACAGUGUAUAGACAUUUACCACAGUACAAAAGAUACAUGAAAAACAAAUACUUUAUAUGUGAUUUUAUUAAAAAGAUUGUACAGUCAAAACGAAAGGAUAACGAAUUACAUCAAAUUAGCGAUAUGAAUGGUGACCAAUAUACAGGAUCUGACGGCGUCAAAUCACUGCUAGAAUUGCUAAUAAAAAACAGUAAUUUUACUGACAAAGAGCUACAGGAGGAAUCGGUGAUUAUGGUGCUAGCGGGUACCGAUACGACGGCAGUAGCCGCCUCCUUCACAGCUUUGAUGCUGUCCCAACACCUUGAUGUCCAGGACAAGGUUUAUGAAGAAUUACGCGAAGUAUUUGGGGAUUCGAACAGAGCAGUCGAACCAGAUGACCUGUCGCAACUCAAAUAUUUAGACGCAGUUGUGCGCGAGUCAUUGCGACUCUAUCCGCCAGUUCCUGUCAUAACAAGAAAAGUUGAAAGAGAUGUGGCGCUACCUGGUGGUGUUACUUUGAUUCCUGGCUGUGGAGUGGUGGUGAAUAUCUGGGCGAUACACAGGAACCCACAUUACUGGGGGGAUGAUGCUGAAGAGUUUCGACCAGAACGAUUUCUAGAUUCUGCAUUGAAGCAUCCAGCUGCAUUUAUGCCAUUCAGUUAUGGACCUAGGGGUUGUUUAGGUUAUCGUUAUGCAAUGAUGGCCCUAAAGUCAGCCCUAGCGUCUCUCCUACGUCAAUAUCGCCUGAUGCCUGACAAUGAAUCCUACGCAACUGUCAAGCGCGAACCUCUACGACUCAAAUUUGACAUAAUGAUGAAAGACGUGAACAAUUUUAGACUGAGAAUAGAAUCUAGGAAUUAAUUUUAUUGUUGUGGUUAUUGUUACAUUUAUUGAUAAAAAUGUU
Molecule: messenger RNA, 1594 nt
Organism: Manduca sexta (tobacco hornworm)
Lineage: Eukaryota; Metazoa; Arthropoda; Insecta; Lepidoptera; Sphingidae
Product: cytochrome P450 4c21
Exons: 10
Coding region: 46-1551 (501 amino acids)
Molecular function (GO): iron ion binding; heme binding; oxidoreductase activity, acting on paired donors, with incorporation or reduction of molecular oxygen
Source: RefSeq, a predicted model, not a curated record